AUUCCAUAAUGAUGAAUGGUUCCAACGUGGCCAACACAAGUACAGCUGCGACCACCCCUGUGAAAUCCAGGGAGGACCAGGUAGUGAACGGGCAUAAUGAGAAGGAGAGCAACCCCUUUGCCGAGUACAUGUGGAUGGAGAACGAGGAGGACUUCAACCGACAGGUGGAGGAGGAGCUCCAGGAGCAGGAAUUCCUGGACCGCUGCUUCCAGGAGAUGCUGGACGAAGAGGACAAGGAGUGGUUCAUUCCGUCCCGCGACCUGCCCCAGGGCAUCGGGCAGCUGCAGCAGCAGCUGAAUGGGCUCUCCGUCAGCGACAGCGCGCACAGCCACGUGCCACAGGACAUUUUGAGCAAAAGCACCUUAAAUCCCGACGCCAAGGAGUUUGUCCCAGGAGUGAAGUACUGAACCUUCCAGCAAACUUCGCACAGACUUUUUUUUGCCCUGGAUGGGGGGAGGGAUGGGGGGGAGUGGGACCCACAAGCAGUGGUGGGGUAAAGACUUCGUGGGCACAUCUGUGGGCCUUUAAGCUACUUAAGCCCUCUUUUCUUGCUUCGUCGGGACGUUUUGAGAAAAACGGAUGAGAAGUCACGUCCACCGGGCGACGAGGGACACCUGGUCGGGGGCAGUGGUGCUCCCUCCCCUCUUUCCGUUAAGCGACAGCAAGCCUAACCUGGCAGCCCGCAGGGGCCUCUGCCUGCCCCGCCAGUGAUCGGCCCCGGACACUUCGUGGGCCCCCUGCUGUGCCGCCCAGGCCAGGCUCCUCUCGGUGGAAGCUUUCCCACGGGCGGGCUUGCUGCUUUCCGGCCAGCCCGGCCCUUCCGCUCCUCUCCGCCCCACCUCCCCUGCCUUCGGAGCAGCCCCUUCCUCCGCCCUCCCUCGUGCGCUCGGCCCACUCCCCGGCUCGGUGUCACUGCUCCGUGGACUGCGGGCUGAGCUGGGCCCGCCGCCGUCUCCGGGGCUUGGGUAUGAGAUCGGACCUUCCCCCCGCAGCUCGGCACACACGGCGUUUCCUGCGGGCUGCUGAGGACUGCGUCCCCCGGGGAGGCAGGGUGCCCCAGGAUGUCCUCUGGCCAGGAGGGCGGCGAGGGGAUCGCGGGCUGCGCGCAGCACGAACAACCCUCCGUCCCUGCCCCUUCCCUGCCCCAGCUCCCCCACCCUUUAAGGAAUAAUCUGGGGCGGCAGACGGGGCAAUGCUCUGCCCGGUCAGUCCGAGCCGCUGCCCUCGAGGCUUGCAUGGGGGCGGGAGGACCGCAGGCACAACGGCUUCCUUGGCGCCCAAGCCGUGGAGUGGCGUGAACGCCGCUCGAGCAGAAGCGCACGGUGCGCCGGACUGCGCCUUUGACAGAGCUUUGUAUUCCGUCUGCGUAAAGAGCUGGGUGGCGCGGAUCCAGCCCGAGCUGCCGGCUCCGGGUGCUCUUCCCGUGCCGCCUUCCUAGAGCGGGAUCAGGGCAGGGCACCGGGGGCACUAGUCUUCCAUUACUGGCCGCCUGCUCGCUCCAAACGGUCCUCCGGCGGCAGCUGGGCAAGGAACCGUCCGGUUUUCUCUCGGCGGGCGCAAGGGCAGCCCCGGCCUCUUGCCUGCUGGUCUGAGGAACCGGGAGCCACGCGCCGCGUAGCGCCCGCCCAACGUGAUUGGCCAGGUGCCCCACCCCGUCUCCGGGCCGAUUCCUCCUCCUGGGGGCUCCUGGCAGCGGCCGAGCCGAACGAACCCGGAUGGGCUGCCUGGAGGGGGCCGCAGCAGCCUUCCCAGCAGGCUGGGCCCAGGGGGGAGGCAUCUCCCGCCCAGAGGGGACGGGUGUGGGGGUGCGGUGUCCCCCCCGCAUCGGCACCGCAAGCCCAGCCAGACCGCUCUGGGCCCCUUCGCCGCACGGUCCCUCGAGCGGCGUGGGACUCGCAGGGCGGGGGCCGGGCCAGCUGCCGCAAGCCGUGCGGGGGGCACUCCCGGAACCCGCGGUGGGGAAUGGGCAGCCCCCUGCCACCCCCAGCACGCGCUUCCUGUCACCCCAAGUGGCACGGCGGUGCCGAGGAGCGAGCGCUGCGGCUCGACGCCCCGAGGGCCGACGUGCCCCAGCCAGGGAGUUGGAAGCCGCGGAGGCCGUCACCAAAGGGGCCCUGCAGCUCCCGGGAGGCGGGUGCGAGGGCCUUGGCCUGCCGCCGGCUGAAUAGCCGCUUCCCACCUUGCCCGGAAGACUUUCGGGGCUCCCAGUGUGGGCUCCGAGCGAGCUGGUCCGAAGGGCCGCGGCCGCAGCCCGUGUUCUGUCAGUCCCGUGCCAGCAGCGUUGCCCCCGGGACCCCCAGUGCAGGGCCACACCACGUGCUGGCCAAAUCCUUUUUGGAGAGCCUCCCUCUGCGGGGCCCAGGUGGGUCCCCUCGAGCCACGUGCAGAACCGAGGUUAAGCUUGCCCCCCCCCCCCCCCCCCAGAGGGGGGGCCCGUUUCCCCCCGCCCCCCCCCGCCGGCCCCGGGGGGGGGGGGGGGGGGCUGGCCUUGCUGAGCUGCAAGCUUAUCUGUCAAUCUGCAGGAUACUUAGAGCAGAUCUGUGGGGCCAUAUCCUGUCUCCCCUCAUCUUCCCCUCUGCCCCCCCCAACCUCCAGUUGCUCCCCGAGAAAGUCUUCACAAUUAAAUGCUGUCCAUUUUUACAAUGCAUUCUAAAAUAAAUUGGUUUUGAGCUGGGUG
This is a messenger RNA of Varanus komodoensis (Komodo dragon), 2677 nucleotides long. RefSeq names its product poly(A) binding protein interacting protein 2B (gene PAIP2B). The transcript has 3 exons. Gene Ontology annotation, biological process: negative regulation of translational initiation. Gene Ontology annotation, cellular component: cytoplasm. NCBI's taxonomy places the organism in Eukaryota, Metazoa, Chordata, Lepidosauria, Squamata, Varanidae. The record is from RefSeq and is a predicted model, not a curated record. Gene Ontology annotation, molecular function: mRNA regulatory element binding translation repressor activity. Bases 9 to 407 code for a protein of 132 amino acids.